Messenger RNA from Pogonomyrmex barbatus (red harvester ant), 426 nucleotides. RefSeq lists its product as uncharacterized. Lineage: Eukaryota; Metazoa; Arthropoda; Insecta; Hymenoptera; Formicidae. The record is from RefSeq and is a predicted model, not a curated record.
AUGUGUUCUGGAAUCACGGAGAAGAACAUCCCCGCCGUUAUACCGGUAUGGUUAAUCUGGCCCGGAUUUACAGCUUUUAUCAGUCCCCUAAAAUCUUUUGACUAUAGUGAAUAUGCGUGUUCCGGAAGGAAUCUAAAUGGCGUACAUAUUUUCUCGGCUUCGAAAGAUCGCGAUGGGCUGGAUGCCGUGGUUACUAUUCGUUUACACGAAACCGACGGGGUUGAAGACAUCCGAAAUGGGUUCCCCUCUGCUAUACAUGGUAGGCGUGCGGUACUCAGCUCGCCAACCAUGACGACAUGGGCGACGUUGAUCCUCAUCGACGUAUCUGUCGCCAUAUAUAUGAAGAUGAAGUUGAGCGUAUCGGCAAGUAACAGUAAAUCAUUUAGCGUAUUAUUAAAUUUUAUUAUUGCGAAGCAGAAAGCGUAA